Molecule: messenger RNA, 375 nt
Organism: Anopheles marshallii
Lineage: Eukaryota; Metazoa; Arthropoda; Insecta; Diptera; Culicidae
Product: endocuticle structural glycoprotein SgAbd-8-like
Exons: 2
Coding region: 1-375 (124 amino acids)
Cellular component (GO): chitin-based extracellular matrix
Molecular function (GO): structural constituent of chitin-based larval cuticle
Source: RefSeq, a predicted model, not a curated record
AUGUUCAAAGUGGUGUUCGCCCUGCUCGCCCUGGCUGCUGCCGUCUCGAUGGCUGCUCCCGCCGCUGACGAUGCGUCGGCCAACAUUCUGACGCACGAAUCUCGCCUCGAACCGGACGGUGCGUACUCGUACAAAUACUCCACGAGCAACGGCAUUCAGGCGGAGGAGAGUGGCAUCGGGGGACAGUCGGUGCAGGGGUCUGCCUCGUGGGUCGGUGACGAUGGUGUACCGAUCGUGCUGACCUACACCGCCGACGAGAACGGAUUCCACCCGCAGGGUGUCCAUCUGCCGACGCCACCACCCAUCCCGGAGUAUAUCCUGCGAGCGCUACGGUACAUCGAGGCCAAACAGGCGAGCCAAAAUGGUGGAAAGUAG